UUUCACUGAAAACCAGGGAGCAAGCCUUUCUUCCGUUCUGUAAAAUGCUUUGUCCUUUUUAACUGAUUCUGGCAGAGUUUAGACACGUGUAAAAACUCAUGCUUUUGGUAUUCCCUGAUCAUUUAUAAUGGAUAACUUCCAAAUCAAACCGGUACUUGAAAUUUUCUGAAGUUGGGUUUUGCUAGCCCCUAGAAAAUAUCUUUAUGGAAAACCAACGUUGGUCUCUCUAGGCUAACAGAAGUUUUCCCAUAAGAGUUGUGGCCUCUGGUUUGAGUUGGAGGAGGCCUUUCAACCUUUUUGUUCUUGUGAAGAAGCAAGUUCCUAAGCAAUGGAUGAGAAGGGAAUCUCUGGGUCAUAUCUAAUUAUCUCGGAAGAGAAAAGUGACAGCUUGUAUCCAAUGUAUUUUGGUGUUUCUUGUGCUUUUUUUGCUCUCAGACUCCUCACGGGACCUGAAAAGGAAGAUGAGAAAUGGUCUGAAUUACGAGAUAAAAUGCUUCAAGGAAGUGCUCAACUCUUGGGAUUGCUAGUAUGGAGAAUCCAGAGAGAAGAAGCCAAUCUAGCAAAGUGUGAACUUCACCAGAAGCUUGAGACCGCUGAGAAAGAGGUUGAGGAGUUAAAGAAAAGGAGACAUGAAGAUGCAAAAGCAAAUGAGAAGGUUGUUGGCAUCUUUGCAUCUCAAGAGCAGGGAUGGUUAAUUGAAAGAAAGAAACUUCGGCUGCAGAUUGGAGCCCUGAUAAAUGAAUUGAGAGUCCUCGAGAAAAAGAAAAAUGAAGAAAUUGCUGACUUGAGUGAAAAAUUCAAUGAAAUGGAGCUCUUGGUGGAGUCUAAGGAUAAGGUAAUUGAAGAAAUGGAGCAGAAGGGGAAGGAAUUAGAAGAAAAGGUAAUGAAGUUUGAAAGUGUUGCUGAAGAAUUGAGAGAAACUGCAAAGCGUGAAGCUCAGGAGCACUCUACUGAGCUUUGGAAGCACAAAACCGCCUUCAUUGAGAUUGUGUCUAAUCAACGGCAACUUGAAGCAGAGAUGGGGCGAGCCUUUAGGCAAGUUGAAGCUACAAAGCGGGAGCUUGAUUCGGUCCUAGAGCAAAAAGAGGAGUCAGUAUUAUUGGCACAAAAAUUGUCCAUAGAAAUUACAAAAAUAAGCAAGGAUUUGGAGCAGAAAGACAAGAUUUUGUCUGCAAUGCUAAGGAAAUCGAAGUUGGAUACGGCAGAGAAGCAAAUGCUUUUAAAGGAAGUUAAAGUAUCAAAGGCAAAGAAGAAGCAAGCUGAAUUAGAGACAGAAAGGUGGAAGGCAGUCUCUGAGUCCAGACAUGAGAGACAUUCAUUGAAGGGUAUGUUUGCUAAACAGGCCGGUGCAAAAUUGGAUGUUUCCUCUGGUGUCAAAGAGGUGUCAAAUUCUGGCAAAACCAGAUCACAGCCGAUUGAUCUUGUUUUCGAAUAUGACUAUUCAGAUUUGAAAACAGACCCAGAAGUCUUUUCUCCUCUUCCUGAUUGUCACUCUCCAGAAGCGAAUGAGGAAUUGGUAGUGACAGCUGAUGUCAAAAGUUUGGAAGGUUGGGUUCGAGCAGAAGCAGAAAAGUAUGCAGCUGUAAUUGAGAAGAGGCAUCACUUGGAACUGGAUGCUUUUGCAGAACAAAUGAGACUGAAAGAUGAUAAGUUAGAAGCUUUUCGUUGGCGGCUGCUGAGCAUGGAACUAGAAUCGAAGCGGCUGCAGUCUCAUGUCGAAGGACUGAACCAGGAUGUGUCACAGCUCAGACAGGAAAAUAUGAAAUUGGAAGCCUUGCUACUGGAGAGAGAAGAAGAAUUGGAUUCCUUGAAGGAGCAGUUUGCGUCACAAUUAAAGCCUCUGAGUUGUCAGAAGACGAACCUAUUAAAUUUAUCACUGCAUGAUCCAGCAUUAACACAUGAUUCCUUUUGGCCCAAAGUCAAGUUUAUCAAGAAAAAGUCAAUUGAGAGGGAGCAAGAAACAAAAACAAGUUUGCUAGAUAGGUCUCAAGAAAGACAUCCCGAGAAAGAAGAGGUAAACCCAUCUUACAACGACUCCAAAAACAUCAGAUUGAUAGUCCAAUCACCUGAAAAGGAGUUCGAAGAGGAGAGAGAUAUUUCCAACCCAGGUCCAACUCAAAAAGAAACUAAUUGUUCAGUAGAAGUCGAUUCUGCUGACAAGUCAGCAUUACCUGUUCAGUCCCUGAGUAAAACCAAAAAUACCCUCUGGAGGAUGGAUCUUCAAGCUCUUGGAGUUUCUUACAAAAUCAAAAGGCUGAAGCAGCAACUUCUUAUGGUUGAGAGAUUAACAGGAAAGCAAGAAAGUGGAGAGGAUAUGGAAGGCGAUAACAAUGGGAUGAAGGGCUUCCUGUCGUUGAUAUCUUUGCUAAAUAAACAAGUCAGCCGCUACCUGUCCCUUCAAGGGAAGACUGAUGAUCUCUGUAAGCGGAUGCAUGACAAUGAUAUAGACUCGAGUCAAGGAGAUUGCAGCACUAGAAAAAUGAAAGGAGAUAGUAAAACACUGGAGCAUUUCCUGGAGGAGACAUUCCAGCUGCAGAGAUACAUGGUUGCAACAGGUCAAAAGUUGAUGGAAGUUCAAUCCAAAAUAGCCUCUGGGUUCAUCGGGGUGGAGCUUGACAAGUCAGCCACCUUUGACAUGAAGCGCUUCGCUGAUAAUAUUAGAUCUCUAUUUCAGGAAGUUCAAAGAGGUCUUGAGGUUCGAAUAGCUCGAAUCAUUGGAGAUCUUGAAGGGACAUUGGCUUGUGAGGGAAUGACACAUUUUAGAAGGUAGUAAUGAUAUAUAUUAUAUGGGUGAAGCUCAAGAUAAGAGUUCCAUAUUCUGCUGAAUUCUGUAUUCCAAUUUUUGUAUAUACAAAUUCCUUAAUACAAUUUACUAAAACAUGAAUGGCCUGAAUUUUA
This is a messenger RNA of Theobroma umbraticum, 2898 nucleotides long. Its product is annotated as Ribonuclease P protein subunit P38-like protein. The record is from RefSeq and is a predicted model, not a curated record. Lineage: Eukaryota; Viridiplantae; Streptophyta; Magnoliopsida; Malvales; Malvaceae.